CUCCCUCACCCAACAUCAGCUUCACGACUGGGAAAACGAGGAAAAUAACUUUACGGACGGAUUGACAACACUCUAGCCAUCCCGGACACACGUUUUUGAGUUUGGAAAGGAUGUUUAUACUGCAACCUAACCAGAUCCAGCUGUUUAACAGAGAGCACUGGUGAAAGAUCACACGUCAGUAUCAUCCAGAAUGUCUCUGAUGUUUGGAAAAACAAGAACGUGCAAUAUCGUAACAGUUCCUGAGCAUGAACCUUCAGAAUGUAACAUUGUGAUUUUGGGGGCUUUGGGUUCUGGAAAGUCAGCUCUUACUGUCAAGUUCCUCACAAAGAGAUUCAUCAGUGAAUAUGAUCCCAAUCUUGAAGACACGUAUUCCUCUGAAGAGGUGGUUGACCAACACCCGGUUCUGGUGAAAGUGAUGGACACUGCUGAUCAGGAUGGACCGGUGAACUGUGAGCGUUAUUUAGGUUGGGCCAGUGCCUUCUUUAUCGUCUACAGCAUUGACAAUCGGAGCAGUUUUGAGAUCUGCCAGCAGUACAUGGAGACUGUGACUCUGCACACAAAAGGCCUGCAGCCCGAGGCACAGGUGAUUCUUCUGGGAAACAAACUGGACAUGGAUAGACACAGAAAGGUGAGCAGGUCAGAUGGUGCGGCCCUGGCCUCGCGGUUCGGCUGUCUGUUCUUUGAAGUUUCCGCGUGCUCUGACUUUUUGUCGGUGCAGAGCAUCUUUCACGAGGCCGUACGGGAGGUGAGACGGGAGGCGGAGAGGAGCAUCCGUCCGCUCUUCAUCAGCGAGGACAAGGCCGCCAUCAGUCUGUCCUCCGCCUGUUAUAAAGAGCUCCCCGCCCCAGCCACGGCCAAACUGGUAACGGUGAAGUCUUCAAGAGCUCAGAGCAAACGCAGAGCUCCCACGCUGACCCUUCUCAAGGGCUUCAAGAUCUUCUGACGCUGCUGCCAUCUUCUGAUCUACAUGAAGAAAUACAUGCUGGCAUAAACGGGCGCAAAAAAGGGUCUGGAGUUAUUUUGAGGAAUAGUUCAUAAAAAAAAGAAGAGGAUUUAAACCGAAUGAACUCGUUCUUUAACCACGCACAAAUAAAUGACGCUUGACCUGCGUCAUUGGAUUCACCCAAAAGUUGAAUAUUUUGACCCUAUAGUGACCUUGGGCUUGACGUUACAAAUGUAUUUAUAAGGAAUGCAGAUGUACAGUGAUACUUUUAUAUACAUUUGUGGUAUUUCUGAUUAUACAGACUGUUGUGAAACAUUCUGGAUUAUUGGACUUUGUUGUAAUCAUGCCAAAAACAGAGAAAAGUUCAGGUGACAAUAAACCGUUAAAGUAUUGUUUACAGUUAUAGUUAAAAAUAUUUAUUUUAAUUUAGGGUUGUCAAACGAUAAAUCUGGAUUCUUAACAUCCAGAAUCAAAUUUUGUGUUUAAUGUGUACUGUGCAUAUUUAUUUUGUAUUUAUAAAAUCAUACACAUACAUGCACAUAUUUCAGAAAAAAAUU
Molecule: messenger RNA, 1500 nt
Organism: Triplophysa dalaica
Lineage: Eukaryota; Metazoa; Chordata; Actinopteri; Cypriniformes; Nemacheilidae
Gene: rasl12
Product: RAS-like, family 12
Exons: 6
Coding region: 191-943 (250 amino acids)
Molecular function (GO): GTP binding; GTPase activity
Source: RefSeq, a predicted model, not a curated record